AUGGCGAAAACGCUUUACGAAAAGCUGUUCGAGCAGCAUGUGGUUUGUCAGCAGGAGGACGGGCAGUAUCUGCUGUACAUCGACAGGCAUCUCAUCUACGAAUGCACUUCGCCGCAAGCAUUUGAUGGUCUCCGAGCGAAGAAUCGCGCCGUGCGCCGACCAGACCUCAGCCUGGCCACAACCGAUCACACGGUCCCCACAUCGCCCCGAAGCGGCUGCACCAGCACGGCAUCCUACAUCCAAGACGCCGACUCGCUGACGCAAUGCCUGACGCUCUCCCGCAACGCGCGGCACUACCGCAUCGCGCACCUCCCGCUCUCCUCCGCCCGUCAAGGCAUCGUGCACGUCAUCGGGCCCGAACUCGGCUUCACGCAGCCGGGGCUCACGCUCGUCUGCGGCGACAGCCACACCAGCACGCACGGCGCCUUCGGCGCGCUGGCCUUCGGCAUCGGCACGUCCGAAGUCCAGCACGUCCUCGCGACGCAGACGCUUUUGGCCACCAAAUCCCGCACCAUCCGCAUCAACGUCGCGAACAGGCUCCGCCCGCACGUCGCGGCCAAGGACCUCGCCCUCGCCGCCAUCCGCGCCCUCGGCGGCACGGCGGGCGGGACGGGCGCCGCGCUCGAGUUCGCGGGUGAGGGUGUGGCGGCGCUGGAUAUGGAGCAGCGCAUGGCGCUGUGCAACAUGGCCAUCGAGGCCGGCGCGCGGACCGGGCUCGUCGCGCCGGAUGCCACCACGAUUGCCUAUCUGCGGUGGCGCCCGGGGUGUCCGGCGCCCGGCACGGCGGCGUGGCGGGAUGCGUGUCGGUACUGGCGGACGCUGCGGAGCGACGACGAUGCGGUGUUCGACCGCGAGGUGCACGUUGAUGCGGCGGCUGUCGAGCCCAUGGUGACGUGGGGCACGUCGCCCGAGCACGCGGUGCCCGUGAGCGCGGGCGUCGUGCCCAAAGAAGCCGUUGAUGACGGCAGUUCGGCGCGCGCGCUGGAGUACAUGGGACUCGAGCCUGGGAAGCGCCUGACGGACCUUGCUGUUGAUGUUGUGUUCAUCGGGUCCUGCACGAAUUCGCGGCUGUCGGACCUGCGUGCUGCUGCUGGCGUGCUGCGGCGCGCCCGGAGUCAGCCUGCUGUCGUUGCGCCCAAUGUGCGGCGUGCCCUCGUCGUGCCUGGGUCGGGUGCCGUCAAGCGCGCUGCGGAAGCGGAAGGCUUGGAUCAGGUCUUCUUGCGGGCCGGGUUUGAGUGGCGCGAGCCGGGCUGCAGUAUGUGCUGCGGGCUGAAUGGCGACGCGCUGAGGCCUGGCGAGCGCUGUGCCAGCACCAGCAAUCGCAAUUUCGAGAACAGGCAGGGCGCCGGUGGCCGCACGCAUUUGGUCAGUCCGGCCUCGGCGGCGGCGGCUGCGCUUAUGGGCCGGCUGUGUGAUGUGCGCGAGGUUGUUGCUGCCAGUGCUGGAGAGGAGGAGGAAACAGCAAAGCCAGUGAGGGACAUUGCCUUCCAACUUGACUGGGAGUCUCCAUCCAGGUGGGAGGAGCAGGUGGAUGAACCACAGCCUCAAGGGCUGCCCUCGCCACCGAGUAGCGAUGCUGGAGGAGUAAAUACAUUCACCAGCAUCACUGGCACCCCUGCUCCCCUCGAUCGCGCUAAUAUCGACACCGACACCAUCCUCCCCGUCAACUUCUGCAAGACCAUUCAGCGUAGCGGCGCCGGCCUGUUCCACCAGCUCCGCCACCUUCCCGGCACUACCGACGAGGAUCCGGCCUUUGUCCUCAACCAACACCAGUAUCGGUCAGCCACUGUUCUUGUGGCUGGUCCCAACUUUGGCUGCGGCAGCUCUCGUGAGCACGCUGUUUGGGCCCUUCAGGGUUUCGGUUUUCAAUGCAUCGUUGCCCCCAGUUUCGCUGACAUUUUCUACAACAAUGCCUUCAAGAACGGUCUGCUUCCUGUCAAGCUGCCUGACAAGCAUGCUAUGGCACUUGUGUUGGCUGAGGCUAAGCGAGCCAGGCCAAUCACCGUUGAUCUCGUGAGGCAAGAGAUCCGCAAUGAGGGAUGCAAUGUUAUUGCUACAUUCGACGUCGAGAAGCAUAGAAAGCGGAGACUGAUUGAAGGUACGGAUGAUAUUUCAGCUACACUGGAAAUGGAAAAGGACAUUUCCAACUUCGAGAGACAGCGGGCAGAGAAGCUUCCUUGGAUUGACGAAAGUGUGAAGUUUCUACAUGACAUUGAAGGCCGAGCUAAGGAGCUUUGGGCAUUACACGACAAAAGUACAGACACGCUGGACUGGUAA
Messenger RNA from Lasiodiplodia theobromae, 2277 nucleotides. RefSeq names its product Peptidyl-prolyl cis-trans isomerase. The coding region runs from base 1 to 2277 and encodes 758 amino acids. Gene Ontology annotation, biological process: L-leucine biosynthetic process. The transcript has 4 exons. Gene Ontology annotation, cellular component: 3-isopropylmalate dehydratase complex. The record is from RefSeq and is a predicted model, not a curated record. Gene Ontology annotation, molecular function: 4 iron, 4 sulfur cluster binding; 3-isopropylmalate dehydratase activity. NCBI's taxonomy places the organism in Eukaryota, Fungi, Ascomycota, Dothideomycetes, Botryosphaeriales, Botryosphaeriaceae.